UUUUUCUAGCCGCUAAAUCAUCCACGGCCAGUGAUGAGUUAGGAGACACGCGAGCUAAGAGAUGGAGGAAUUUUAUAGCGUUUUGGCUAAUUGGCCUGUGUAAUAAUUACGGGUACGUUGUAAUGUUAAGCGCGGCUCAUGAUAUUUUGAAAGAAAAAUUUUCUUCACCUGAUUCGGUGGAAACUUCGAAUGAUAUCACAAUUGAAAAUCCGCGGGGUUGUAACCAAGUAUCAACAGGUGCUAUUUUACUGGCUGAUAUAUUGCCGUGUGUUAUAGUAAAACUUACAGUGCCUUUUUUGCCGUUUCAUGUCAACAAGGUCGUUUUCGUUUACCAUUGCAGUGUACGAGUAGCGAUAUGCGUAAUAUCGCAAGUUCUGGGUUUUCUGGCUGUUGCAUUCGGCACGACACCUUGGAUCACUAUCUUAGGGGUGGUAUUGACUUCGUUCUCUUCAGGCUUGGGAGAGAUUACCAUUCUCAGUCAUAGUCACAAAUACGGGAGAUCAAGUAUAGCUGCAUGGUCAUCAGGAACAGGAGGAGCAGGAGUAGCUGGCGCGUCAUCUUACGUAGGGUUCCGACUAAUAAUGUCUACAGAGACUACCCUUUUGGUAAUGUUAGUGGUCCCUAUUGCAGAAGCUAUCGCUUUCUGGGUCAUUAUGACUCCACCGAACGAAAAAACGGUCCUUAAAUACGGCCUUAGCAGUCAAGAUGAGAUUAUCAAGGCGCCAAAAAAAACAAUUAGAGAAAAAAUCGCGCUGGUGCCUGGAUUGAUGCCUUAUCUUAUUCCACUGUUUCUUGUUUAUCUAUUUGAGUAUUACAUCAACCAGGGAUUGCAUGAACUCAUUCAAUUCGAUGGUAUUUGGUUGAACCACGCCGAACAAUACAGAUGGUACCAAGCGGAUUAUCAAAUUGGAGUUUUUAUUUCACGAUCAUCUGCGACUUUCUUCACUUUUAAAAAAAUUUGGCUGAUGGCUCUUUUACAACUCAUUAAUAUUGUGAUAUUUACAACGGAAGCGAUAUAUUUUUACAUUCCAAAUAUUUGGAUUGUUCUGGUGAUUACUUUAUGGGAAGGCCUUCUCGGUGGUGCAGCGUAUGUCAAUACCUUCUAUAAUAUGGGAGAGACGAUCCCCGACAGAGAUUUAAAAGAUUCAUUGGGAAUUGUAUCGAUGGCUGAUUCUCUUGGAAUAGCCCUCGCUGGUACCCUUGCCCUGCCUGUUCAUACUGCUAUUUGUAAGCUCCCACGACCAACGUAA
Cotesia congregata is the source of this 1250-nucleotide messenger RNA. Lineage: Eukaryota; Metazoa; Arthropoda; Insecta; Hymenoptera; Braconidae. The record is from the annotation of a GenBank genome assembly.